CAAAGCCCCCAAGAGAGAUCCAGUUCAAGUUGCCAAGUCUCUGAAGGACAGGCUGGGAUUACCUCCUAAACAGACCAGUACUGAGAGAGGGAAGGCUGCUAAGCCGAUGGGAGAGAUCCAUGUGAAAACACUGGAGGAAAUCCGUCGUGAGAAAGCUCUUCAGAGACGCGAAACUCAAGCCAAAGGCGAGGCUGAAGGGCAUGGUAAAACUGAAGAUUCCAGCGCAGGGGCAAGACCUGCUCGUGCAGGUCGCAUCAAAACUUUCCCUGAAGCCUUGUCUGAAAACAAGAAUAAUCGCUUGGUAGAAGAGAAGAAAAAAGCAGGAGAAUCCCCUAGCAAGAGCAAAAUUCAGGCACCUGAAAAGAAGAAAAGAAGGCAGUGAAAUUGAACCGGCCUUUUCCUACCCUUUCCUCUGUAGCUGAUGUACGGGUGAGUCCUCUGUG
Anas platyrhynchos (mallard) is the source of this 443-nucleotide messenger RNA. The record is from RefSeq and is a predicted model, not a curated record. Lineage: Eukaryota; Metazoa; Chordata; Aves; Anseriformes; Anatidae.